AAUGAAUCAUGAUCACGUGCCUCUGACAUCUGAGAGCGGCGCACUGACUUGUGACCUUGCAUAGACGCUGAGUGUGAGAAGCAAGUCAACUUCUUCCUGGAUCAGGUGGCAGAGGUAUCAUCUGUGCUUGACGAGCUGGUUCAUUUGUCAUAAGGCGCGUGUCAUCCUGAGAAGUGGCAGGAUGAGGCCAACACUGUGCGUCUUGACCCUCAGCUGUGUCUUCUGUUUGGCUGUUGCUUCUACGUUAAGGAACCCGUUCUUGGGCUGUGAAGAAAAUGCUUUUCCCCCAAAUAAAAGCAAUGCAGUCCCCCAGUACACCAUCAAUUUGGACCUUGCACCAGAAGACAGGUGGACACAACUCAUCACUGACAAGAAGGAACAGAUGGUGGCACUGGUGGGUCAUGUGAAGAACCUGACAAGAUUGGUGUUGGGAGAUCGGGUCUUUCAAAUAGUCAUCGAUCAUCUGGAGGAGUUGUCCACCACGCUGCCGUCACCCUACCAUGAAGAGAUGGUGGGCAUCAGCCGGGUCUCAGGCCUACCACUAUCUGAGGUAACACUGUACAAUAUCUUCUACGAGGUGUUCACAUUCUGCACCUCCAUCAUUGUACAGGACAGCACUGGCCGCCUCUACCAUGGGCGUAACCUGGAUUUUGGCCUCUUUCUAGGAUGGAACCCCAAAGAACACACAUGGCAAGUGGCUGAGCUGCUGAAGCCUAUGGUGGUGCAGUUGGAGUGGCAGCGCAGUGGUGAGGUUCUGUACCAGUCCAUCAGUUAUGCUGGUUAUGUUGGGGUGCUGACUGCUGUGAAGAAGGACAAGUUCACCUUCAGCUUGGAUGAGCGCUUUUCCCUUGAUGGGGGAUAUGUGGGCUUACUUGAGUGGGUGCUGCUUAAGGACCACAAGCAAAAAUGGAUUGCCUUCAUAACAAGGGAGGUGAUGGAGCACGCAGACUCGUAUGAGACAGCCAAGCACACCCUCUCUCACACUCGCCUGCUGGCACCCGUCUAUUUCAUUCUGGGUGGGGCACAGCAUGGGGAGGGAAGCAUCAUAACCCGCUGGCGUGACAACUUCCGCGUUGAUGACCUGGGCAGCAAGGUGUCAGGAUCAGGCUCGUGGUUCCUGGUGGAAACCAACUAUGACCAGUGGAAUGAACCUCCUUUCUAUGAUGAUCGCCGCUCCCCAGCUUUGAAAUGCCUGAAUGGGGCAGGACAAGGCAAUGCUUCGCUCUCUCUCCUCUACAAUGUGCUCUCUACACGGCCUGUGAUGAACAAGCUGACCACCUACACCAGCCUCAUGCAGGUCAAUGAGGGAUAUCUUGGGGCAUGGCUGCGCUUCUGUGAUGACCCGUGUUGGCCCUGGUAAUGGGAACUAACUAUAUAUUCCUCAUAUAUAUAUAUAUAUAUAUAUAUAUAUAUAUAUAUAUAUAUAUAUAUAUAUAUAUAUAUAUAUAUAUAUAUAUAUAUAUAUAUAUUCUAACUUCUCCAUUUUUUUCCAUUUUCUUGAUCUUCAUUUUUUUCUGUAAUGCUGCCAUUCUCCAUCUUCCUUCCAAUAUUCACCUUCGAGUGCCAGUAUUUUAGUCUUUUAUCCCUUAUGUCUUCUUCCAUGAUGCACUUUUGCCAAUCUUUCUAUAAUUUUUUCUUUUGUCUCCUUUCUCAAUUUCAUAUUCCUCCCACUCUUCCUAGCUCUUUCUUCCUCCUCUUAUCUCCAUAAUAUUCUUUCUCAUAUUAAAGGGCCAGCUCUUCUUUUCCUCUCAUGUCUUACUGAGGCUGUGAAUGUUGUAAGCAAGGAUUAAGUAAGUAACCUUCCUUCAGUGGUCAUUUGUUUAGCACUGCGCUGCCAACCAGCUGUGACACUGGAGAGAUGCAGCCUGAGAAACUCUUGACUCCAGAGUGCAGAAAUGUGUUGAGAGGGAUCUAAGUGGCCAUCAUAUAUUGAAAUAGUAAAGGGAGUGAUGAUAAUAACUUAGUGUUAAAUAUAUUGUUACUUUUGAGAAGACAAAGAUGUGAUACAAAGAAAUGCAAAUACUGUACCUAUUGGCAGUAUUCAGAUGUGUGCUGUUAUUGAUUAAGAUAGCUUGAGAAAUUUCUUCUGCAAAAAUAUAGCUAUUCAAAAUGUUUUCAGUGCUAUGAUAUAAAGUGAAGUGAACUUAAAGGUGUGUGAUAAUUUGUUAGGCAUCUGAAAAGGGAUCUCUAGUCAAAUGGAGGUUAGUUCAUUAUCUGUAUUUGUAAAAUUAUUUGAAAUUAAAUAUUUGCUAAC
Messenger RNA from Scylla paramamosain (green mud crab), 2254 nucleotides. RefSeq names its product acid ceramidase-like. The record is from RefSeq and is a predicted model, not a curated record. The transcript is spliced from 10 exons. Gene Ontology annotation, molecular function: N-acylsphingosine amidohydrolase activity; fatty acid amide hydrolase activity. NCBI's taxonomy places the organism in Eukaryota, Metazoa, Arthropoda, Malacostraca, Decapoda, Portunidae. Gene Ontology annotation, biological process: fatty acid metabolic process. Bases 182 to 1360 code for a protein of 392 amino acids. Gene Ontology annotation, cellular component: lysosome.